AGGGUGCCUUGCUGAGUCCCGUGAAGCAGCCGGAGCAAGAUGUCAGGACCCAGCAACGGGAAGUCCGUUUCUCAGGUCCCCAAGAAACUGGUGAAGGCGAACCCUUUGAAACAUUCAGGGCCUUAUAGGAAAAAAGAAAUCUACGUUGGAAAUCUCCCCCUGGAUAUCAAAGAGGAAGAGAUCGCCAUCUUAUUCAAGAACUUUGGGAUCAGGUCCGUGAAGAAGCACCACAGUUCCUUUAAAAGCUUUGCGUUUCUGGAGAUGGUGUCCCCGGAGGCCGCGCAGUUGGCCGUCCAGCUCUUGAACGGACACCCGGUGAAGGGGCAGCUGAUAACCGUCGCCUUCUCGGAGAGCAGGAAACCUCACGAGCUUCCGAAAGCCAGCGCUCAGAUGCCGGAAUUGGAGAUGAUCCCCUACAGAGAAUUUGGACCGCCUGGCGGUGACCCCUACCUUUCCCCUCCUUUAAAUCCGAGGGUCUUCUAUGCGGUCCCCAUGGAAAUGAGGAGUUCGUUCCUGCUCCACGUGCUGAACGACUGCUUCGGAGACGCAAGGUGGCUUCUUUCCGUGGCCAACGUGGUGGGGGACGUGGGACUUUUGGUGACGGACACGUUUCCGCUGACGCCGUAUUUCUGGGCUAUCGUCCUCGGCGAGGAACGUCUCCAAACCAUGCAGAGACUCUUCUCGGCCUUGGCCGAAGCCGAGACUCAGUUGCCCUUCCUGGCGAAGCAGGACGUACGGCGGGGGAUCCGAUGCCUGGCCGAAUGCAACAUCGGGGAAGAAGGCAGCGCCUGGAACAGAUGCUGGGUUUUGGACACUCUGGAAAACGUGGCGGUGGUUUUCUUCGUGGAUUUUGGCCACUGCGCCAACAUCCCUCUGAGCUCGCUACGAAAGCUGGAGGGGGAUGAAUUCUGGCAAAUCCGCCCCUUGGCUCAGCCCUUCGUGCUGGAAGAAGACGUUUUUAGCCCGCAAGUAAUCAGGAGGCAGAUCCUGGAAGGAAAAGUGAAAGGUCCUUUUCAAGGGGAGCUCCACAUUUUAACGUUUGCUCUCAAAGCAAACUCCAAAGUUGUUCAGUGAGGCAUCCCCACAGAAAGCUUGAAGCCGAUCGAUGUUCUUCCACGAAGACUUGCGGGUCAUUCCCGGAAACUCGAAUUCGUUUUUUUUUUUUUUAACCGAGGCCUGUUGAGGAUGUUGAAAAGCUGGUUUAAAGAUGUUUUGUGUCGUUCGCUUGGUCACUUCGUUGAGGCCCUCUAACCUUCUGUGCUGCUGAAGAGGCAAAGCAUAAAUCUUAUUUUUCCUACCGCGUUAUGUGUCUCAGACGGCUGGAUUUGUGUGCGUGGUAUGUGGCCCGGAGGAAAAACGCAUAAAUCUGUGUCCCGGCUGAGCUUUUCUGUUGCAACGUUGUCCUCCGUGUUUGCGAUGGCAGUUAAUUUAUUAAAAUGCAGCAUGUGUCCAGAAGUUGGCGUGUUCCCCCUACUUCCAUUUUAAAACUCUGCUUUCCAGCUACUUCUGCAGAGGCGAUCGGAUUAAUUGAGAAGCUGCUGCGGUUUUAAAAUUCUGCUUUUCCCUGUGGGCAACCGGGGCGUCAUUUUAAGGAGAGGCUCAGCUCUCCCUAAGAAAGAUGGAGAAUUUGGGGUAUGUUGAGAGCGCGUCUCUACUCUGGUCUGAUGCUGGAUGGCUAGAAAUUUAUGUCUAAUUCUGAUAAAAGGUGUAUGGGGGUCCUGGCUCCUAAGAUGAUCUUGGCAGAUCUGUGUGCGUGAACCUUGUUUGAAAAGCCUGAACAGAUUAGGCUACCUCUAAUCUAGAACAGGCUUGAAAACGAUGCAGAACCCGACAGAAGAACCACUAAGCCCAUUUUCUGGGAGGCGCUGCCUAUGGAAAUGGCUAGAUUGGGGGGGAAAAGCUUCUAGCCCUCAAGAAAGAUCAGCCUUGAGCCAAGGGGAGUAGCUGAAGGACCGGUCACCUGCGUUUCUGCAGGCUGGGAGGAAAGAAAACAGCUUGGCACGCUGCGUGACGAUUCUUCACUUGCUCGACGGCCUUUCCUAAGCUAAACGCGCCGUUCCCUGCGUCUGUCCUUGGGAAACAGAGUUUCCGGCACCCCCAAGAUGAUCCUUGUAUCAUCUCUUUUCUGGACUUUUUUUUCCCAGAUUCCCAGGACUCGAGGUGGAAGACAGGUAUCUAAACCACCCGGGGUAAUUUUGACCUGGUUCUGCUUCCCAAUUUUUCUCUGCAUCAUCUCACAGAGAUGUAACUCAGUUCUAUUGGGAGGCUGUAAAUACUUUAUCCCAGGGGGGAAAAAACGGUGCUAAUGAACCACAGAUCCCCCACUGAAGGAAUGGGGAUGAGGGGGCCCAGAGGGAAGAAAUUCUUGCUUGAGAUUUUGGGGGGGGAAUGCAGAAUGGGGAGUCUACGUCAGCCGCCGCCACCGCUCUCGCCCCCUUUGCAACUCCGCGGACAGAGGCAGGACCAGUCCCCCUUCAAAUUAACAAAUGUAAUUGUUCUCCAAAGAUACAUUUUUCCCCAUAGACAUCCAUCAUACACGGUAACCAAAACAAA
This is a messenger RNA of Python bivittatus (Burmese python), 2553 nucleotides long. It is a transcript of the gene TDRD10, whose product is annotated as tudor domain containing 10. Lineage: Eukaryota; Metazoa; Chordata; Lepidosauria; Squamata; Pythonidae. The record is from RefSeq and is a predicted model, not a curated record. Gene Ontology annotation, molecular function: RNA binding.